Molecule: messenger RNA, 714 nt
Organism: Hydractinia symbiolongicarpus
Lineage: Eukaryota; Metazoa; Cnidaria; Hydrozoa; Anthoathecata; Hydractiniidae
Exons: 5
Coding region: 1-714 (237 amino acids)
Source: RefSeq, a predicted model, not a curated record
AUGGGAGAUUUUAAUCUAAUACCAAACCAAAACAAGGCGUUACGUCAGGCCAUAAUGAAACGAUCUCAAUUUAAAAAUCGUGUCCAUAAAACAAAAAACACGUCGCACAUUAGAAGCUUUAACAAACAACGUAACCAUGUGCGUGCAAAGGGUGAUGCUAAUAUUAUAUUAAUUGAAAACGAUAAAAUUAUAAUGGAAAAUAAAGACAUUGCCGUUAUUUUUAAUUCCUUUCUUGAAAAUAUUGUGAACUCAUUGGGCCGUUACAAAUGGCCCAUAGUUCCAGAAAACGAACCUUCAGAUGAGAAGUUAUUAAAAAUACAUCUACAAAAAAAAGCUACAAAUGGUGAAAUUCGUGUAAAAAUUCUGAAAGAGUCUGGUCAAUGCUUUAAAAAACUUCGUGAUUGUAUAAACGAGGAUAUAAAAAAUAGUCGCUUUCCAAAUUGCCUGAAAGAGGAAAAUAUAAUUCCCAUAUUCAAAAAGGGUGACAAGACAGUAAAAUCGAAUUAUCGGCCAAUUAGUAUUUUACCUCUUCUGUCGAAGGUCUACGAAAAACUUUUGAAAACGCAUUCGACACAACACGCUCUCUUUAAAUUAUUACAAGCUUGGAAACGUGAAUUAGAUAAUAGAAGCUUUGUGGGGACAAUACUAAUAAAUUUGUCUAAAGCUUACGACUGCUUACCCCAUGACUUAAUCAUAGCUAAACUUGAAGCUUAG